GGUUCCUGUUUAUGCAUUGGAAUCAGUAAGAAAAAAUAACUAAAUGUUCCAUGUGUUCUAUUUAUAUUACCUUUUCACUUGGAUUUACAACAUCUAUUAAAGGGAGUUUUGGGUGAUCAUGGACCCAUGCCAUGGGUGAGCACAGCCUGCUCCAGGAUACCACACCCCAUUGGGGAUGGAGCAAAACUGUAUGGCCCUUUCCCCAAAAAAGUUUACUCAAGAAUUGAACAAUGUUCCCUAUCUCUGAGAAAUUCAACUCACUUCCACUGUACCUCCCUAUGUAGAUUGCUUUAUGUUGGCAGAAUCAGUUAUUUUGAGAAAGUUUUGUCAUUGAAGAGUGGUCUAUAAAUCUAAUUGAUUGAUACUUAAAUGAACAAUUGCUUCCUUUUUGUUCAUAAUAUACCUCAGACUUUGUUCUCCUUCAACUGAUGAUAAAAAAAUUCAGAUAAACUUGGCUUUAUUUUGUCACAAGGACCAUCAGUACUGAGUUGCAACAUAGUAUUAGUGUUUCUGCUUUCUGUACAUAAUCUAUUUCUUAAUCAUCUUAUCCUUUUAUAUUUCUUUUUCUCUUAAUAGAAUGUAUAAUGCAUUCUUAAGUUCCGAUGUUUAUAUGAUGCAGUUUUUGUCACUAUUGGAUUCUGGUGCAGCAUUUAACAGUGAAGUUAUACGGGAAUGCUAUGAGGCUUUUGCAUUAUACUGCUUUGAGAGAUACUUGAUAGCUUGCUUAGGUGGUGAGGAUAAAACGAUUCAAUUUAUGGAAAGGAUGAGCCUUACAGACUCUAGCAUUCCUCUUCUGAAAGAAGCAUAUGCAUAUGGAGUUGUAGAGCAUCCAUUUCCCUUAAAUCUUCUCUUAAGGGAUUGGUAUCUAGGCCCCGAUUUCUAUCAAUCUGUGAAAAUUGGCAUUGUACAAUAUAUGAUACUGAAGAUGAUAUGUGCAUUACUGGCAAUGGUCCUCCAAUCUUUUGGGGUUUAUGGAGAAGGAAAGUUUGAGUGGAAAUAUGGGUAUCCCUACUUGGCACUUAUUCUUAAUUUUAGUCAGACAUGGGCCCUAUAUUGCCUUGUACAGUUCUAUUCUGUCAUUAAAGAUAAGUUGAAACCAAUCAAACCACUGGCAAAGUUUCUAACUUUUAAGUCAAUUGUCUUCCUGACAUGGUGGCAAAGUGUGGCUAUUGCAUUUCUUUUUUAUGUGGGAGCUUUUAGGGGAUCAUUGGCUCAGGAGUUGAAAAUACGGAUACAAGACUACAUCAUUUGUAUAGAGAUGGGUGUGGCUGCCGUUGUACACCUUUACGUCUUCCCAGCAGAACCUUACAAAAGGGGAGAGAGAUGUGUCCGUAAUGUAGCAGUGAUGGCCAACUACGCAUCAUUAGGAUCACCUCCUGAUCCUGAGGAGGUUCGUGACUGUGAGCGCUCAACUAGAACUUCGCUAGGAGGACAUAACGAGAGAGAAAAGCCAAUGAAAUUUACCCAGAGUGUUCGGGAUGUGGUUGUUGGAAGUGGUGAAAUUAUUGUUGAUGACAUGAAAUUUACGGUUUCACAUGUGGUAGAACCUGUUGAAAGGGGUAUUGCAAAGAUAAACAAGACCUUCCAUCAGAUAUCAGAAAAUGUGAAACGCCAUGAGCAGCGGACAAGAAGCACCAACGAUGAUAGUUAUCUUAUUCCGUUGCGGUCGUGCAAACCAGAAUUUUCUGACGUUCAUGAUGCUGUGGUUGAAGGAAGUGUCAGUGACAGUGGCUUGCCCAGUGGAAAGCGACAGCAUCUCCAAUCCAAAGCUACCAGAAGUAGAAGAUAGUGUUUAAACCAACAUUUCAAUGUAUAUAGUCUUGCACGAUUUGAGGUUUAUUUCGACGUGAAAUUUUUAACUACGUCGAUAUAUUUUGGUGACUUUGCUGAAAUAUAUAU
This is a messenger RNA of Abrus precatorius (Indian licorice), 1899 nucleotides long. RefSeq names its product protein LAZ1 homolog 1-like. Gene Ontology annotation, molecular function: transporter activity. The record is from RefSeq and is a predicted model, not a curated record. The transcript is spliced from 7 exons. Gene Ontology annotation, biological process: transport. The coding region runs from base 578 to 1789 and encodes 403 amino acids. Lineage: Eukaryota; Viridiplantae; Streptophyta; Magnoliopsida; Fabales; Fabaceae.